GUUGCAAAGACGUAGUUGCAGACAAGCUAGGGUUGUCCGCGAGAGUCCAGACCAUGACUUGCUUGAGCUCCGAGCAGGUCUUGAAGGACAACAAAACCAGCGACCCCUUCUCCGUUUCAUCUCUCAAGCUCCCUUGCAAGGCUCUCUCCGAUGUGUCUUGCUUGAGCAGCUUCAAGAACUUGGAGAGGCUCGACCUCAGCCUCAACAGUCUCACUUCUCUGGAGGGGUUGAAAGCAUGCGUCAAUUUGAAGUGGUUGACAGUUGUACAAAACAAACUGGAAAGCUUAAGAGGAAUUGAAGGACUAUCUAAGCUCACCGUGUUAAAUGCAGGAAAAAAUAAGCUGAGAUCGAUGGAUGAGGUCGGAUCUCUUCUGAGCUUACGUGCAUUGAUUUUGAAUGAUAAUGAGAUUAUCUCCAUUUGCAGACUUGCUCAGAUGAUGGACUUGAAUACUCUUGUUCUUUCUAGAAAUCCAAUCCGUGAAAUUGGUGAGUCUCUGGUAAAGGUGAAAUCUCUCACAAAGCUUUCUCUCGCUAAUUGCCAACUUAAGACUAUUGGCUCUUCGCUCAAGUCCUGCGUUGAAUUGAAAGAGCUCCGACUUGCUCACAAUGGCAUCAUGACUCUCCCAGAUGAGUUGGCUCGAAAUAAAAAACUCCAGAAUUUGGACUUGGGAAAUAAUGUCAUCUUAAGGUGGUCAGAUCUGAAGGUGCUGACUUCAUUGGUUAAUCUUAAAAAUCUCAAUCUACAAGGAAACCCUGCUGCUGAAAAGGAUACAUUAGCAAAAAGGAUAAAAAAAGUACUGCCAAACUUGCUGAUAUUCAAUGCUAAACCAACAGAUAAAUACACCAAGAAGAACAGUGAGAGAGUUGAUAAAGUUGAUGAUUCUACAACAAAUGAUACUAACAGGCUAGAAGUUCUAAAGGAAGAAAAAAGAGAGGUCGUCAGGAAAAAUAAUUCCAAACAUCAUGUGAUGGAUAGCAAAGAUGAUCAUCUCGAUAGUGCUAAAGCUGUUGACUUAGAGAAGAAAUUGAAGCGGAAAAGGCAGAAAACAAAUGACAAUGUCUCAGAAAAAGUUUUUCUGGUCCAUGAUGAUGAGCAAAGAGAUGACAUCAGAAACAAGAACUCCAAACAUCAUCGCAUGGAUCAAAGCAAAGAUGAUCCUCUUGAUAAUGCUGUAGAUGUUGGUGUGGAGAAGCAAUUUAAGCGGAAAAGGCAGAAAACAAACGUCUUAGAAAAAGAAGUUUUGGUUUGCGAGGAUGAGAAAAGAGAUGACAUUGGGAGAAAGAACUCCAAAAAGCAUGUUAAGGAUGGUCCUGAUAAUGCUAAAGAUGUUGAUGUAGAGAAGGAAUCGAGGCAGAAAAAGCAGAAGAAGAAUGAAAAGCUUUCAAAGAAAGAAGUUCCAGUCCAUGGGGGGGUUGAUGGCAAGGCUGAAAAGAAUCUAAAGAAGAUAUCAAAGAUGGAGCAAAGUGAGCUUAAUAUUAUUGAUGAUCCAGAAGCUUCUUUUCUAGAGCUUUUUGCUGCUGACACUGUAGAAAAUCCCAAAUAUGACGAUGAAAAGAAGAAAUUUGAUAAAACUAUUCAACACAUGAAUUUGGUGGGUGGCUUAGUUACCUUCUCUGUAAAGGAAAAGAAAGCUGGAAGCCAUGGUAGGGGCCCUACAAUGGAUUUAUCCCCCACAGUUGAAGUUGGCAUGGGUGGACCAUCAACAUGGGGUGACGAGUAAUUGUUUUGUGAAGGAGCCAUGCAAAUGCUUUUCAGCUUCUAGGCACUCAUGAUUCAGUUAAAGCAAGCCUUCAAAUAAUCUCUCUUCCAAGAUUUGGCUUCAUGGAGUUUGGUUACUCUCCUUUAGAUUCGCUGUGUGAGCUUUGAUUGCCUGGUUAUCUUGCCAUGGUUUUGACAAGGCAUCAAGACCCCAAUGGAUCUUUAGACCUACUUGUCGGGGCUUCCUUCUGUUUUGAUCAUCUUGCCUGCAGUCAAUUGGCCAGCAAUUUCACACCGUUCAAGGAUUUCUUUUCUUUGCUUGGAAAGUGAAUAGAGAUGAAAUAGUUCUUAUGUCCGGACGUUAGCCACUAAACAAUUAAAUUUACAUGUCAAAUUUUGUUUAAUUUUUUUUUUUUACCAUAAGAUAGUAACACUAGUUUGUGAGGAAAUUAUUGUAAAAUUUUGAAAGGAUGAUUCUCUCUUUCUUGGGACCGGUGAAAUGAUCCAUCUUCAGAAAAGAACAAAGAUGUCCAUAGUUGUUGAUAAUUAAUACUGCAACAUGUUUGAUCCUGUAAAAGAACAUGUGCUCCACCCAAGAUAGAUGGUGCCACCUGUAGUGCGAAACUCUAUGGUCGAGUAAA
This is a messenger RNA of Alnus glutinosa, 2340 nucleotides long. RefSeq lists its product as uncharacterized. The coding region runs from base 54 to 1721 and encodes 555 amino acids. NCBI's taxonomy places the organism in Eukaryota, Viridiplantae, Streptophyta, Magnoliopsida, Fagales, Betulaceae. The record is from RefSeq and is a predicted model, not a curated record. The transcript has 10 exons. Gene Ontology annotation, molecular function: protein binding.